Messenger RNA from Aspergillus mulundensis, 900 nucleotides. Its product is annotated as GILT family protein. NCBI's taxonomy places the organism in Eukaryota, Fungi, Ascomycota, Eurotiomycetes, Eurotiales, Aspergillaceae. Bases 1 to 900 code for a protein of 299 amino acids. Gene Ontology annotation, molecular function: oxidoreductase activity, acting on a sulfur group of donors, disulfide as acceptor. The transcript has 2 exons. The record is from RefSeq and is a predicted model, not a curated record.
AUGGAGAAGCAGGAAGAGCUCUUACACCAUAGGGACCAGCUCCCUUCCUCUACGACUCCAAACACUCCGCAACGCCGCCGCGUUGUUCCGCGACUGGUCGGCCUCCUCGGCAUCAUCUCGUGCCUUUGGCUGACUCUCCACUGGCUUCCCGUCGCAUAUCCCACGUUUAGAAUAUCCCCAUGUCACCAGCAUACUCGGCCGGCGCAUGAUGAGCUCUCUCCCAAUGGCGGAAAGGCCGCUACGAAUCAGGCCUCGACGGAGUCAGAACGAGUACCAUUCGAGGCUCACAUCAUGAGCAAAUGCCCUGAUGCACAUGAUUGCAUACGGGAGCUUGUUGUACCGACUAUGGAGAGAGUCAGCGAUAAGGUGGAUUUUAAGCUUUCGUUUAUCGCGACCGUGUCGAAUGAGUCCUCAGAUGUUGUCUGCAUGCAUGGCCCCGGCGAAUGCAUUGGGGACAUGCUCAUGCUCUGCGCUGCGAAUCUUCCUUUCCAACCGGAAGACGCUCCCGCCCAAAGUCAAACACCCACCGUUCGAUAUCUCGGGUUCGCAACUUGUCUUAUCAGCUCGUACCAAGACAUUCCGGACAGACCGCUGGUCGAGCAGUGUGCGCUGGAGCAUGGUAUCGACUUCGAUGCCCUGAACGAAUGUGUCAGCCAGCAAGAUGAUGACCCCAAUAAACCUACCCAGGACGGACCGUUGAGCGGCAUCCGUCUUCUCCGGGAGAGUGCGCGCCAUAGUGCGGAUCUUGGUGUAAGGACGAGCUGCACUGUUCGCCUUGACGAAAAAGUAUGGUGUGUCCGAGACGGCGGCACCUGGAAAGACUGUGCGAAAGAAGGCGAGGGAAGCAAAGUCGACAUACUUGUCGAUGAGAUUGAGAAGCUCUGGGGGCAGAGAAACUGA